Molecule: messenger RNA, 2083 nt
Organism: Hyla sarda
Lineage: Eukaryota; Metazoa; Chordata; Amphibia; Anura; Hylidae
Product: pantetheinase-like
Exons: 7
Coding region: 156-1634 (492 amino acids)
Molecular function (GO): hydrolase activity, acting on carbon-nitrogen (but not peptide) bonds, in linear amides
Source: RefSeq, a predicted model, not a curated record
AAUGGAAGCUAUUUAGAGAACAUGCAAAUUCUGGAUUGCAGCAUACAUUUCACAACACUAGUAUUCCUCCUAUUUGGGGAUUUGCUCACUACAUUUCCUUAUCCUUCACAGAUCAGAGUAGUCCGCAGUACUGCCAUAUCUGACCUUCCUAAACUAUGUUCCUACCCAGCAUUUUAAUCUGUAUAGCGUGCAGCAUAAGAUUGAGUUAUUCCCUGGAUAAAUUUGUUGCUGCAGUCUAUGAGCAUGUUCCUUUUUUCCCAGACCCAUCUCGGGCACCUGUAACACAAAAGGAAGCUUUGGCUUUAAUGAACAGAAAUAUAGAUGUUUUGGAAACAGCAGUAAUAACCGCAGCACAGAAGGGAGCACACAUCGUAGUCACACCAGAAUAUGCUAUAUGUUGUUUUGAUUUAAGCAGAGAAAAUGUAUUUCCCUAUCUGGAAGAUAUCCCUGACCCAGCGGUCAAUUGGAUUCCAUGCAAUGAUCCACACAGGUUUGGUCGAGCGCCAGUACAGAGAAGACUAAGCUGCAUUGCAAAAAACAAUUCCAUUUAUUUUGCUGCAAAUUUUGGUGACAAAAAAUGUUGUAAUGCCAGUGACUCCCAUUGCCCUCCAGAUGGAUAUUAUUUCUAUGAUACCACAGUUGUGUUUGAUCCAGAAGGGAAACUUGUAGCACGCUAUCACAAGUACCAUCUCUUCUUUGGUGAACCACAAUUUAAUGUUCCAGAAAAACCAGAGAUAAGUACAUUUGAUACACCAUUUGGAAAGUUUGGCAUUUUCAUCUGUUAUGAUAUAUUGUUCUAUAACCCUGCUGUAACCUUAGUCACUCACCACAAUGUAGAUACAAUUAUUUUCACAACUGCUUGGUAUAACACUCUCCCUCACUACAGUGCUAUUCAGUUUCACUCAGCAUGGGCCCUGGGGAUGAGAGCCAAUCUCCUAUCAUCGAAUAUACACAAUAUUAGUCUGGACAUGACAGGAAGUGGAAUAUUUUCACCAGAUAAUCUUGGACCAUAUUACUACAACAAUACUGUCAAUGAAGGUUAUUUGGUUAUAUCAGAACUAAACUCCUACACAAGAAAUAGCAGUAAAUGGGCACCUGUUCAAUGGCAGGAGUAUGCAUCUCAGAUUAAGAAACCUAUACCAAGCAAAGUGUUCAGAAGGAAACUUCUACUCGAUAACUAUACCAUGACAGAGUUAACAGAUGCUCAAGGAUGUGCUGCAGUUUGUCACCAUCAUCUCUGCUGUUACCUGAACUAUAGUAUGCUGGAGAAGAGAAGUGAUGAGGUAUAUGUACUUGGUGCUUAUGCUGGCUACCAUGGACCACAUCAAGUAUUUUACAUUGAGGUAUGUACACUGGUGAAGUGUACGAGCUUAGAGACUUGUCAUAUAGCUACUGACACUGCAUACACCAAAUUUGAAUCGUUUUCGCUAGCUGGUACAUUUCAAUCCACUAUUGUCUAUCCAGAGGUCCUUCUCAGUGGAGUUCAGUUGGAUCCUGAACUCUUUAAGGUGUUAAAGGAUGGGCGCCUGGCGAGUCGGCCUAAAAUAUCUUCUAAAGCACUUCUCAGCGUCAAUCUUUUGGGGAGAAAUUAUAUGAAAGAUCCAACCAGUUUAAAUCUUUCAAUAUUGUCUUAAUAUAUACUCGUAUUUUUCGUCCUAUAGGACGCACCGGCGUAUAAGACGCACCCAAUUUAUAGGUGCAAAAUCUAAAAAAAUAAAGAUUUUGAACCAAAUAGUGGUCUUCAACCUGCGGACCUCCAGAUGUUGCAAAACUACAACUCCCAGCAUGCUGGGAGUUGUAGUUUUGCAACAUCUGGAGGUCCACAGAUUGAAGACCACUGCACAUGAGGUAAUACUCACGUGUCCCCGCUGCUCCGGACCCGUCACCGCUGCCCUGGAUGUCGCUCCAUCGCUGUCGCCAUGUCCCCGUCGCUCCGGAACGUCUCUGCUGCCGGCCGGGUAUCCUCGCACUCCGUCGCCACCAUCACGUUGUUACGCACACCGACGCACGUACGCGACGACGUGAUGAUGAGGAAGGAGAGCGCCGGCCAUACAGGGGAUCUCUGAACGGAGAAGACACCGAG